AUGCUUCUGCUCCUCGCUCACAUUCUUCUCAUCCCGCUCUCCUCGACCCACUCCGCGCAUCUGCUCGACCGAUCCACCGCGAUGUCUAGCUCCGGCGUCAAUGCCAUACCCGCAGCUAACCACGAGGAGCAGAGCCUGGCGGCACCCGCCCCGCCCCGUGCGGCCGAGGUCGCCCUAGGGAAAGGGAAGGUGCUUGCGCAACAGGCGCCUGCGCCGGUGGUUCGCAAGGGCAAGUCCGGGAGAGACCGGCAAAAAAGCCCGCCUCCAGCGGCCACCAGAGAGGAGAUAGAAUCCCAGGAGUCCCGGGAAGGCCCCUUGAAGGUGCUUGUGCUCCCGGCGCCAGGGGCCCCACGUACUCAUGCUGUCUCCGGCGACAAGAUGAUGAGACGCGCUCGCGCCCCCACCCUGCAUGCAAACGCUAUCUCCAACGACAAGAUGGUGAGCCGCGCUCGCGCCCCCACCCUGCAUGCAAACCCUGUCUCCGAUGGCAAGAUGAUGGAUGGGAACGAGAUGGCGCCAGUUCAGGGGGUGCCGCCCAUGCGGGGGAGCAUCGUGGCUUCAAGCUCGGUUGGCCGGGUUGAGAGUGAAAGAGCGGGGAGCUUGGCACCAGGGAAAAUGGCACCUGGAGGGGUUCAGUCUCCAUGAUGAACAACCACAACAUCGAUUUGAAUGAGCUGCUGACCGAGCAUGAGAAGCUCAAGCAGGAGCAGCCGCCCGAGGAGUAGGAGUAGCCGCCUGUGGCACAACCUGAGCUUUAAUAUUCACAAUGGUUGGAGGCUGCUCAAAUCUGAAUCUGUGAGCAAAAUUAAUUCUUUCCCAAAAGCGGAGCCCUGUCAGAAAUUAUCAAAAAUAUCCCUAUCCCGAGGAUAAUGGGAAGCCUUGUGUGGAACUUUUGAAUUUCUCGCUUCCUA
Triticum dicoccoides is the source of this 911-nucleotide messenger RNA. RefSeq lists its product as uncharacterized. The record is from RefSeq and is a predicted model, not a curated record. The transcript has 3 exons. Bases 1 to 645 code for a protein of 214 amino acids. NCBI's taxonomy places the organism in Eukaryota, Viridiplantae, Streptophyta, Magnoliopsida, Poales, Poaceae.